CUUCCCCAUUUUCACCUUCUCUGAUUUUCUCUCUCUCUUUUAACCUACACGCACCCUGGCCCACAUUCUCCGUACACCGCCGGCGCAAAUUAGCAAGCACAUUCCGGUUCCCUUCUACUCCUCCAUGGCCGCAAACACCGCCUCCGUCCAACCGGGUCGGUUUCGGGUCCUAAAGCAAGGGGCGAAACCGGUCGACCCGAAUCCGGGUCCCGUGGUUUACUGGAUGUUCAGAGACCAACGGGUCAAAGACAACUGGGCGUUGAUCCACGCCGUUGAAGAGGCCAACAAGGCCCAUGUCCCGGUCGCCGUGGCCUUCAAUUUGUUCGAUCAAUUUCUUGGCGCCAAAGCCCGCCAUUUAGGGUUUAUGCUGAGGGGCUUGCGACAAUUGCAUCCUGAUCUUGAAGAAUCGCAUCAGAUUCCAUUUUUUCUCGUCCGGGGAGAAGCGGAGGAGACUAUACCCAAUUUUGUGAGGGAAUGUGGGGCUUCACUAUUAGUAACAGAUUUUUCACCUUUAAGGGAGGUUCAGAAAUGUAAAGAGGAAAUAUGCAAUAGGGUUGGUGAUUUUGUGACCAUACAUGAAGUUGAUGCCCACAAUGUGGUGCCCGUUUGGGCGGCAUCGGAGAAGUUGGAGUAUAGUGCUAGGACUAUAAGGAGUAAGAUAAAUAAAAGGCUGCCUGAGUACCUUAUUGAGUUUCCUACAUUGCAGCCACCGAUUGCAAAAUGGGUGGGUACAAGUCCGGCGAUUGAUUGGGAUGGUCUUAUUGAUGAAGUUUUAAGGAAAGGAGCAGAAGUUCCUGAAGUGGACUGGUGCGAACCAGGCGAAAAGGCAGCAAUGGAAGUUUUGAAGGGUAGCAAAAAUGGAUUCUUGACAAAAAGGCUGAAGGGUUAUUCAUCGGACCGGAAUAACCCUUUGAAACCAAGAGGGGUGUCUGGUCUUUCUCCAUAUUUGCAUUUUGGGCAAAUAUCUGCUCAGAGGUGUGCCUUGGAGGCACGCAGUGUCCGAAAACUCAGUCCCCUGGCAGUGGAUGCAUUUUUAGAGGAGUUGAUUGUGCGCAGAGAACUUGCUGACAACUACUGCUUUUACCAGCCUCAAUAUGAUUCAUUGCAAGGGGCAUGGGAAUGGGCACGUAAGACCUUAAUGGACCAUGCUUCGGAUAAGCGAGAACAUAUUUACACGAGGGAGCAAUUGGAGAAGGCACAAACUGCUGAUCCUCUCUGGAAUGCCUCCCAAUGUGAGAUGGUUCAUUACGGGAAGAUGCAUGGUUUUAUGCGGAUGUAUUGGGCAAAAAAGAUCCUUGAGUGGACAAGAGGACCCGAAGAAGCCCUUGAAAUAUCCAUAUAUUUAAAUAACAAGUAUGAAAUAGAUGGAAGGGAUCCCAAUGGAUAUGUUGGUUGCAUGUGGUCAAUAUGUGGUGUUCACGACCAGGGUUGGAAGGAACGACCAAUUUUUGGGAAAAUACGUUACAUGAACUAUGCAGGCUGUAAAAGGAAAUUUGACGUGGAUGGAUACAUUGCCUAUGUGCAGAGGCUUGGUGCAACCAAGAAGAGAAAACUCCUACUCAGUGAAUAGGUCAAGGAACUCUGCAGUUGGUACUUGGGGAUCUUCAAGUGAAUAUAGUAUGCAGAAUCAUUGAUUAUUGCACUGAAUUCCUCUGAAGAUAAAGAUUUGGAGGUCUUUCUGACACAUGAUGUAGUGUGUCACCGGCAACUAUCUGAGUCGAGCCCCGUUCUAUUCCGAUUUAAAGUCUCAAGUCAGAAGACAUAGAUGUCAUGUUCUUUCCCCUAACUUGCAACCUUGUGGCUGCUCAUGAAGUCCUAGAUCUGUAAUUUUGCUUUGAUUCUCCGAAAUGAUAAUAGGAGUUAAGUUCUCAAGUGGCAGAGCAAGUAGGAAAUCAAAUUAAAAUUCAUUUCAAUCUCUAUCUCCAAUGUCAGAGACUCACAUAGAUGAUAUGGAUCGAGGAUGUUUGAUUUUA
Messenger RNA from Rosa rugosa (rugosa rose), 1973 nucleotides. RefSeq names its product deoxyribodipyrimidine photo-lyase. Gene Ontology annotation, biological process: photoreactive repair. Bases 125 to 1570 code for a protein of 481 amino acids. The record is from RefSeq and is a predicted model, not a curated record. The transcript has 9 exons. Lineage: Eukaryota; Viridiplantae; Streptophyta; Magnoliopsida; Rosales; Rosaceae. Gene Ontology annotation, molecular function: deoxyribodipyrimidine photo-lyase activity.